GCUACUACUACCACCACUACUGUACAGUAAUCCGUGUACUGUUGUUAACCUAGUAGUGUAUAGUAGCAGCAGUAGUAGUAUUGUAUGGUAUGUACUGGUGGAGUCAGAAAAACCCAAGUCCCGCCAAUCCAGACCCUUCCAUUUCACCUUUACCGCCGCCGCCCUUCCCUUCCUGUCCACCAUCCACUACCCAUCCACCUGCAUCUUGUCCAUGGCACGCCUCCAGCUUCCAUCGCUUUCGCGAAGAAGCCUGCAGCUGAACAGCUAUAUAUCACCUCGUCAGCGCCCCUCCGCCACCGCUUCUCUCAUACUCCUCCUCCCUCAAUCAACACGUUCACUUUCUUGUCUGUUCACCACCACAACCACCACCACAACAACAUCGCCACAUCAUCUCGAGAGGCGAUUGAACUACAACCCACCUACACCCAUCUCACACAUCAUCACACGCAACAUGGCUUCCGAGUGCCCCGUCAAGAAGGCACCUGUCGCCGGCGGUGGUACCACCAACAAGGACUGGUGGCCGCAGGAGCUCAGCCUCGACAUCCUCCGUCAGAAUGCUCCCGUCACCAACCCCUUCGGCGAGGAGUUCGACUACGCCGAGGCCUUCAAGUCGCUCGACUACCAAGGCCUGAAGAAGGACCUCACCGCUCUCAUGACCGACUCGCAAGACUACUGGCCCGCCGACUUCGGCCACUACGGUGGAUUCUUCAUCCGUAUGGCGUGGCACAGCGCCGGCACAUACCGAGUCCAGGACGGUCGAGGAGGAGGUGGUGAGGGUCAGCAGCGGUUCGCUCCCCUCAACAGCUGGCCUGACAACACAUCCCUCGACAAGGCCCGUCGUCUGCUAUGGCCCAUCAAGCAAAAGUAUGGAAACAAAAUCUCAUGGGCGGACUUGUUCCUGCUCACCGGAAACGUCGCCAUCGAGUCCAUGGGUCUACCCACCUUUGGUUUCGCUGGUGGUCGUCCAGACACCUGGGAGGCCAACAAGUCGGUAUACUGGGGUAGCGAGACCUCUUGGCUCGGCAACGAGGACCGCUACGCAUCCGGAAACGAGGGCAUCAAAGAUGGCCCGGCCAUCGAUGGUGACCAGUCGCGCAAGGACCACUCGGACAUCCACUCCCGCGAGUUGCAACAGCCGCUCGCCGCUGCCCACAUGGGUCUCAUCUACGUGAACCCGGAGGGCCCUGACGGCAUCCCCGACCCCAAGGCGGCCGCCCACGACAUCCGCACCACCUUCGGCCGCAUGGCCAUGAACGACGAGGAGACCGUCGCUCUCAUCGCCGGUGGACACACCUUCGGCAAGACCCACGGUGCUGCCUCGUCGGACAACAUCGGCAAGGAGCCCAACGCCGCUUCCAUCGAAGAGCAGGGAUUCGGGUGGACCAACAAGCACGGCACCGGAAAGGGUCCCGACACCAUCACAUCCGGGUUGGAGGUCAUCUGGAGUGAGACGCCCACCAAGUGGAGCAACUACUACCUCGACUACUUGUACAAGUACGAGUGGGAGCUCACGAAGAGCCCGGCUGGUGCCAACCAGUGGGUGGCCAAGACCGAUGACCUGAUCAUCCCGGACGCCUACGACCCGACCAAGAAGCACAAGCCGACCAUGUUGACCACCGACCUGGCCCUGCGCUUCGAUGAGAAGUACGACAAGGUCUGCCGGGACUUCAACGCCAACCCCGGCAAGCUGGGUGACGUCUUCGCUCGCGCGUGGUUCAAGCUGCUCCACCGUGACAUGGGUCCUCGCACCCGAUGGCUCGGCCCCGAGAUACCGAAGGAGGUCUCCAUCUGGGAGGACCCCGUCCCGGAUGUCGACCACCCUCUGAUCGAGAACGCCGAUAUCCAACAGUUGAAGAAGGCCAUCCUCGACACCGGCCUCUCGACCUCCGAGCUCAUCAGCACCGCCUGGGCCUCCGCCUCGACCUUCCGCGGCGGCGACAAGCGCGGCGGUGCCAACGGUGCCCGCAUCCGUCUCGCCCCUCAGAAGGACUGGGAGGUCAACAACCCCAAGCAGCUCUCCAAGGUCCUCUCCGCCCUCGAGAAGGUCCAGCAGGGCGCGCCCAAGAAGGUCUCGCUCGCCGACCUCAUCGUCCUCGGCGGCAACGCCGCCCUCGAGAAGGCCUCCGGCCUCGCCGUGCCCUUCCACCCGGGCCGCACCGACGCCACCCAGGAGCAGACCGACGUCGACUCCUUCUCCCACCUCGAGCCCAAGAUCGACGGCUUCCGCAACUACGGCCGCGGCACCGGCCGCGUCCGCACCGAGAACUACCUCGUCGACCGCGCCCAGCUGCUCACCCUCUCCCCGCCCGAGCUCGCCGUGCUCAUCGGCGGCCUCCGCGUCCUCGGCGCCAACUGGGACAACAGCGACGUCGGCGUCCUCACCAAGAACCCCGGCCAGCUGACCAACGACUUCUUCGUCAACCUGCUGGACCCGAACCUCGUCUGGAAGCCCGCCGGCCCCUCCGACAAGGACAAGGAGCUCUUCGACGCCCACGACCGCCGCUCCGGCGCCAAGGUCUGGUCCGCCACCCGCGCCGACCUCGUCUUCGGCUCCCACCCGGAGCUCCGCGCCAUCGCCGAGGUCUACGCCUCCGCCGACGGCGCCCCGCGCUUCAAGCAGGACUUCGUCCGCGCCUGGGCCAAGGUCUCCGAGCUCGACCGCUUCGACCUGAGCGCCCAGGACCGGAAGCCGUCGGCCCGCGUUUAGGAUGGACGUUUGGGUCGCUGUUGGUAAAGAUUGAUGGUUUGAGAUGAGGGAUACAACUACUUGGGAAUUUCUUUUGUUCGAGAAAAAUAAACAUGAUUGAUGGUUCCGCGUGUAAUGAGUGUGUUAUGAUAUGGAUCCUUUAUGUACCCUCUCCCUCUGGAGGAGAAGGAGAAGGAGAUUUGAUGAACAAAAAUGGAAAAACUUCGAAAAAAGGACUCUUUUCUCAGUUGAUCAUGUCGUCGCUUCACAUCUCUCUCACGCAGUCAUCAAAGUCCUCUUCCCUCCAUUCCGUGGUGACAUCCCCCACUCGUUUUUGUUUUCGCGUCGCAUGUCGUGCGUGAUACAUCCGCGGCCUCCAGAGCGGGUUCUCACCCGUGUAGUCUUGGGGGGAAAUCAACGAGCGGUAGAUCCCGGACCAGAAUG
Messenger RNA from Dissoconium aciculare CBS 342.82, 3130 nucleotides. Its product is annotated as peroxidase/catalase 2. Gene Ontology annotation, cellular component: cytosol. Bases 452 to 2707 code for a protein of 751 amino acids. NCBI's taxonomy places the organism in Eukaryota, Fungi, Ascomycota, Dothideomycetes, Mycosphaerellales, Dissoconiaceae. The record is from RefSeq and is a predicted model, not a curated record. The transcript has a single exon. Gene Ontology annotation, biological process: cellular response to hydrogen peroxide; hydrogen peroxide catabolic process. Gene Ontology annotation, molecular function: heme binding; catalase activity.